CACAAGUUGAACCGCUAGCAGGCAGCCGCGACAGAUUUAGAGAAAAAAAGAAUCAAGAUGCGUGAGAAAGCCCGAUUCAUUUACUUUUUAACAUGUUCUACAUUAGUGCACACUCGUGCGAGGCGUUCACAAUAACAGUUGUGUACAAACUGGACGUUCAGAUGAGCGCUCUUCUACUAUAAGCAUCAUAAAGAUCCUGAAAGAGGAUAGAAGAUGGCCUGCGCAUGGAGCGAUGAGUAAGACUGAGGUUUUUCUCUCAUGAGGCUUGUGCACGGAAGAGCACACCUGUUACAAGCAUGGGAAAACUACAGAGCAAGUUCCGUCGGCGCUCUGACCUGUACAGGGCCAAAGAGGGGUCGGAAGCUACGCCUGUACCCCAGGUAGUACAGUAUGAGCCUGCCCACACUGACUCUAUAAACUGUGUCAUCAGCCUGACCUCUGACCUCUGUGUGUCAGGGGGCAAAGACAUGGAUGUUGUUGUGUAUGACUGGAGAGCUGGGAAACUGUGUAGAUCCUUUCAAGGCCACAGCAGAGAAGUUACGAAGUUAUGUGGAUUUAGAGGUAAAACAUGGAUCUUCAGCGCAUCUCGUGAUAAAACGGUUCUGAUGUGGGAUUUGGGUCGAGAGCAAGAAGCCAUCCAGGAGUUCUCUGGCCAUGAGCUGGUAGUUAAUGGAAUAGCAGUCAGCCCAGAUGGCUCACAGCUGUGCACGGGAUCUCGAGAUAACUCCCUGUGCCUCUGGGACAUCGAGUCAGGGAAAUGUCUCCAGAGAAACACCAUCUCACGUAACCUGGUGACUCAUUUAUGCUGGGUGCCAGACAGCACAUCUAUAGUCCAAACCUCAGAAGACAAAACUACCAGGGUGUGGGACAGUCGGACAUGGCAGGUCACUAACACGUUUCCAGCGAAGCAGUAUAUACAGACGCACUGUGACAUCAGUCCUAACUGUUACCACCUGCUGUCCACCAGCAACGGUUUCGGCGGGCAGGGUUGCGAAGCCACUCUUUGGGACCUCAGGCAGCCAGGCUGUAAGGUGACUGAAUACAGAGGACACCUGCAGACCACAGCUUGUUGUGUGUUUUUGCCCCCACGCCCCGGAUGUCCUGCCCUUGUGGCGUCAUCGUCAUACGACAGCUCGGUGAAAAUAUGGGAUCAGAACACUGCAGAAUGUUUAUACACAUUAACGUUGGACGGUUCGGGCCCUUUGGUGUCUCUGGCUCCGUGUGAUUCCAGUAGUCUUCUGUGUGCCAGCUUUAACACUGGACUUCACCAGCUUCAUCUGGAUCAUGGAGCGAUGCCCAACCUCACUGAAGUGGCUCGCUUUUAAUUCAUAUCUGCAGAAACAAGUUAAAAAGAACAGUUUAUGUAACUCCAGAGAUCAUUUUUAACUCGGGACUGUGCUACAGACAUGAAUAAUACGGUAGUACAAACCAACGAGGACUAGAGUCACAUUACUUUUUAAUAUUGUCGGACAUCGCAUAGAUUUGUAUUACAGCAGGGACCGAGCCUCAUCUAAAGAGCUGAAUGUUAUGCUAUUUUUAUUAUACUUUGUCCAGUAUGCGACAACCUUAGUAACUGCCUAGCAACGUGCUACAGACCUACUCAGAACACCAAAGCAACUUCAUAGAAACGUGCUACAAAACCACUCAAACCCAUUCAGAACACCUUAGCAACCGCAUAGCAACAUGGUAUAAACCCAUUUAUAAAACAUAAGCAACUCCGUAGCAGCAUGCUACAACAUUACUUGGAAACUCUUAGCACGUUGCUAUGUGGUUGCUACGAAACCACUUGCAACACCAUAGCAACCCCACAGCAACAUGCUUGCAACUGCAGCAAUGUGCUACAAAACUACUUGAACAUCAUACAGAACAACUUUGCAACUGCAUAGCAACGUGCUGCAAACCUACUCAGAACACCUUAGCAACUGCAUAGCAACGUGCUACAAAGCUGCUUGGAACAUCUUAGCAACCACAUAACAGCAUGCUCUAAAACCAUUCAAACCCCAUACACCUUAAAGGGUCAGUUUAACCAAAAAUGAAAAAUCUGUCAUCAUUUAUGCACCCUGGAGUUUUUCCAAAUCUGUAUACAUUUAUUUGUUCUGAUGAAAACAGGGAAGGUAUUUGGAAGAAUGCUUGUAACCUGAAAGCUUGAAAGCUUGUAAAGUAUAGUAGGAAAAAUGACAAUGGCAGUCAAAAGUGCCCCAGAACUGUUUGCUUUCCUACAUUCUUCAAAAUAAGUUAUUUUGUGUUCAACAGAAAAAAUAGUUUAAAGAAAUUUAAACAGAUUUGCAACAACCUAGGAGGGAUUGAAUAAAUACAGAAUUUUCAUUUUUGUGUGAACUGUUCCUUUUAGAACCGCUUAGGAAAGUGCUACAAAACCAGUCAAAACAUCUUCGCAACCACUGAGCUUUAUGCUCGCAACACCUUAGCAACAUGCUACAAACACUUGACAAAUGCAUAACAACUUGCUUACACUGUGUCUACACCGGACGUGGAAUGACGCAACACAAUAAAAGACAAUAGAACGCAUUAGAACUCAUUACGAUUAAAAAUUUUGUACUGUACAUGUAUGUUCUAUGUAGGUAAAUAAAAAAUAAAUAAAUAAACAUUUUGUCCACACUGGGUGCGGUGUGACACGACAAAUCCAUGAAGAACAAACCGUUGUAAACUAAACUAACAUGAAUGUAAACAGAUGGCCUAUUUACUUUAUACACUGGAAACCAUGAGGUGGGAGAGAUAGGGUCAACAUGGCCAUCACAAGCGAACAGAUUUGGAAAUUCUGUCCUGGGAUUAGUGAUUAAACAAUAAAAUGUGUCAGUUAGGAUAGUUUUGCUUGAUGUUAAUGUUAGGACAGUUGUAUCUGAGACGUGUUUCACUGAAUAUACACUGGUAAUGUGUUGUUUAAUGUUAAGAGUUUUUUCACAGACAUAAACCAAAGAGUGAUUUUUGUUUGGCGGGCAUGUUAUACAGUCGUUCCAAAAAGUAUUUUGUAUUUUUUAAGUUAUGAAUUGCAUUGUCUAAUUUCAAAUAACAAAAUAUCACUCCUUUCAGUGUAUCAGAAUAUUGAUGACUAGAUAGUCACAUAUUGUCAUUUUAAUAAUAAAAUGUAUA
Molecule: messenger RNA, 3108 nt
Organism: Triplophysa dalaica
Lineage: Eukaryota; Metazoa; Chordata; Actinopteri; Cypriniformes; Nemacheilidae
Gene: wdr31
Product: WD repeat domain 31
Exons: 10
Coding region: 297-1325 (342 amino acids)
Molecular function (GO): protein binding
Source: RefSeq, a predicted model, not a curated record